This is a messenger RNA of Lodderomyces beijingensis, 1023 nucleotides long. The record is from the annotation of a GenBank genome assembly. Lineage: Eukaryota; Fungi; Ascomycota; Pichiomycetes; Serinales; Debaryomycetaceae.
AUGUGGAAGAGUUUGAAUUUGAAUGAGCGCAGGGCCAAAACCAUCAACCUAAACCAUCAUCAACAAUCACCACCAGCUAUGAUGAGACGGCUCCCCAGUUCAGUCCAGCCCGUUUUUAAGAACCGUACCACGCAGUUAUUGAGACACUAUGCAACGAGAUCCGGCAACGUCUCACCGCUAGCUCACCUUCCGCCGCGCCGCCCCAACAAGCGUUGGAUCAACUGGUACACCACAACGGCCUUUUUGCUACUUGGCGGCUUCAUCUCGUAUCGGGAGACCUUAUUUGACUACUACGAACUGUAUACACACAUCGAUGAACGCGACCCCAAGUACAAGCUCUUGCCAAUCCAGCUCGAGUUUAAAUUGAAGAAUUUGCCCAUAUAUCAAACGCUAGCACAUCCACGGAACCACCAGUGGUUCAAGUUGUCGAGCUGGGAAAACUUGGAUCGAAAUGUCUUGGACAACCAAUCCGCCACCGCCACCCCUGCCAAAAACAGCGAGAACAACAGUAAUACUUCACCCGCAGUAACCGUUCAGGACGAAUACCAUGUCCCAGAACUCACAAAUCAAACACUAGCCAAACCAGGAGGAAUCUUAAUCAAGCCAGUCACGUUCCACAACAUCCAAACCGACGAAAACGUAACCAUAGUCCACGCAGGCUACAGACUAUGCGGAUACCCAUUUAUAAUCCACGGCGGUAUAAUCGCUACUUUGCUAAAUGAAACGUUCAAACGUAGCGCAAGCUUGAAUCAACACACCUUGAGCAACCUCAAGGGAGAUUUCAUGGUUGAGAACUUGGUGAUUAAUUACAAGCUGCCUACUUUUGCUAACCAGUUUUUGAUCGUCAAGACCAAGAUGAAGGAUGGCGUGCUGUUGGGCGGGAAGGUGGUGGAGUUGGAGAGUGUUAUCGAGGACCAGCGGGGCAAGGUGCUUGUUCGCAGCAGUGCUGUCUUGAGGGAUACUGGGCGUGCUACGGUGUUGAGCCGCGAGGCUGACAAGAAGAAGAAGAAGACCUGGUGGUGA